Molecule: messenger RNA, 2553 nt
Organism: Scophthalmus maximus (turbot)
Lineage: Eukaryota; Metazoa; Chordata; Actinopteri; Pleuronectiformes; Scophthalmidae
Gene: rhcgb
Product: Rh family, C glycoprotein b
Exons: 11
Coding region: 141-1604 (487 amino acids)
Biological process (GO): ammonium homeostasis; ammonium transmembrane transport
Cellular component (GO): plasma membrane
Molecular function (GO): ammonium channel activity
Source: RefSeq, a predicted model, not a curated record
GCUCAUUGCUCAUCUUCACUCGGACUUCAGAUGCUCAGGGCCUUUAAAGUGUCUGUCUGCUUAGUGAGAGAUAGCGCUAUUGAAUUAUCCAGCUUUACCUAAAAAAACAAACCAUCGAAAUAACCUAAAAAACAACAACAAUGGGCUGCGUUCAAAGUUUCAGGGAGUUAUGUGAUCGUCCAAAAAAUACUAAUGUUCGUGUCAGUCUUCCAGCAGUUUGCAUCGUAUGGCAGACGGCUAUGAUCAUCUUGUUUGGGGUUUUUAUUCGAUACAAUGAAGAAUCGGAUCCACACUGGAGCGAGUACCGAAGAGCUAAGAAUAUAUCGAGUGACAUUGAGAAUGACUUCUACUUCAGAUAUCCAAGUUUCCAGGACGUCCACGUUAUGAUCUUUGUUGGAUUCGGCUUCUUGAUGACAUUCCUUAAGAGGUACAGCUUCGGCGCCGUGGGUUUCAACUUCCUCAUCGCAGCCUUCGGCCUCCAAUGGGCACUGCUGAUGCAAGGCUGGUUCCACUCCCUGGACUACACUGAUGGAAAGAUCAAAAUUGGAAUUGAAAACCUCAUCAAUGCAGACUUCUGUGUGGCUGGCUGCCUAAUUGCCUACGGGGCAGUGCUGGGCAAAGUCAGUCCAGUCCAGCUGAUGGUUCUGACCCUGUUUGGCAUCACGUUGUUUGCUGUGGAGGAGUACAUCAUCCUGGAUCUCAUACACGCCAGAGAUGCUGGAGGCUCCAUGGUGAUCCACACAUUCGGAGGUUAUUACGGUCUUUCCAUCUCAUGGAUGCUCUAUCGGCCAAAUCUGGACCAGAGCAGUCACCUGCAGGGCUCCGUCUAUCACUCGGAUGUCUUCGCCAUGAUUGGCACCCUCUUCCUGUGGAUGUUCUGGCCCAGUUUCAACUCAGCCGUCACAGACCACGGGGACGGGCAGCACAGAGCCGUCAUCAACACCUACCUGGCUUUGGCCUCGACUGUGCUCACUACUGUGGCCAUCUCGAGCCUCUUUCAGAAGCACGGGAAACUGGACAUGGUCCACAUCCAGAACUCUACCCUCGCUGGAGGCGUUGCAGUGGGAACAGCAGCCGAGUUCAUGCUGAUGCCCUACGGAUCUCUGAUCGUCGGAUUCUGCUGUGGAAUCAUCUCCACGCUGGGGUACAUCUACCUUACGCCGUUCAUGGAGAAGUACCUGAAGAUCCAGGACACCUGUGGAAUCCAUAACCUCCACGCCAUGCCAGGAGUCAUCGGAGGAGUUGUGGGAGCCAUUACUGCUGCAGCUGCGUCAGAAUCAGUUUAUGGCACUGAAGGGCUGAUUAACACCUUCGACUUUGAGGGUGAUUUUAAAAACGUGGCACCCAGGCGGCAGGGUGGUCUCCAGGCUGCAGGCCUCUGUGUGGCCAUCUGCUUCGGUGUAGGCGGAGGCAUCAUCGUCGGUUGUAUCUUAAGACUACCCAUCUGGGGAGAUCCUGCAGAUGACAAUUGCUUCAAUGAUGAACCCUACUGGGAGCUUCCUGACGACGAGGAGAGCAUCCCACCGAUCCUGCAGUACAACAACCACACGCACAACAAAGAUAUAGUGGAGUCAAAUUUCACCGUGGAGCAGAACUCACGCUAGGCCUCGAUCCUGAUCACACGUGAACUGUUUGUUCCUUUUAUUCUCCUGGUGGACAGAAAUAUUCCUUGUCAUACAAUUCUUCCUCACCAUUUAUUUUUCCAACAAUCAAUUGCUGUUAACAGGUUGUCGUUUUUUGUUUGAAGUGGGGGAUAAUCUCGCAGAGGAAUCAGAUAUUUUCUUUUUUCCGCAGCACAUUUAUUUCAGUUUAAAUCGACAAAUAUCCUAUAAAAAUUAUAUUCAUUUCAACAUUUAGGUUCAGGUGCUGAACUAACCUCAUAAAAACAGGCUCAGAGCUGCACCAAGCUAACUUUGAACAUGACUGUGAGACAAAGACAAACGUGGUUCCUGGAAGUGCUUGUGAAAUAUUUGAGAUCAUGAUGUGUAUUACUUUUGCCUCAGAGACAUUGAGUUGCACUUAAAGGAUUUUUCCUCUGGAACUUUCACGUCUUCUCAUGACAGACUGCACUUGAAAUCUGACAGAAAUGUUUGUCCUGAAAGCUUUCUUUGCGGUAUAUGUUUGUUUGCAUAGUUGGAUCUUUUCCAUAUUCCCAAUAGGUACUGUAUAUAAACAUAGAACUUAAUUUUUGUGUCCCUUUUGCAUUUAUAUGCACUUUAUAAUCACCUAAUAAAGGUUUAUUUCACUAACAUGUAGUCAUAUGCUCAUGAAAGUAUAUUUGAAAGAGUUUAUUGAUGUAUAGUAUUUGUCAACAAUUCCAACUUCUGCAGGCAUUUAUUGACAAUCUUACGUAUGAUUUAUUAUGUCUUCAAAAUAAUUCAUAAAAUUUUUAUGUGCUGCUUAUAAAUACAUGUUGCACGUAAGUUUGUCAAAAAAUGAUAUUUGUACAUUUGGAUGUUGUACACAGGAGAAUACUUAUGUCAUGUUGUUUUGAAAGGUGAUGUUCGUCGAUGGUGAUGUAAUUUGGAAUAUUAAUAAACGUUAUUGAUAAAC